Molecule: messenger RNA, 2610 nt
Organism: Scatophagus argus
Lineage: Eukaryota; Metazoa; Chordata; Actinopteri; Scatophagidae
Gene: hars
Product: histidyl-tRNA synthetase
Exons: 14
Coding region: 414-2009 (531 amino acids)
Biological process (GO): mitochondrial translation; histidyl-tRNA aminoacylation
Cellular component (GO): mitochondrion; cytoplasm
Molecular function (GO): identical protein binding; ATP binding; histidine-tRNA ligase activity
Source: RefSeq, a predicted model, not a curated record
UAGCUGCCGGGUGUGUCAGUGGUGGUGGAAAUUAAGUCAAUGAAAAGCCAUGGAAGACAAAGCAGAGAUACAAGAAGCGAUUAAGAUCCAAGGUGAAGUCGUUCGGAAGCUAAAGUCAGAGAAGGCGAACAAAGAGCAGUGCUAGGGUUGCUUACCACUUUUCUCCUGUUCUUCCUGAAUGACCCUGGAUGACCUCGGCCUGCCUCACUCUUCAUCAUCACCAUCGUCUACCUCACUGUCUGGGAAAUCCCAACCUCCUGUACAUCAUUGCUCAACUUUCUGGCUCUCCUCCUUCUGACAUUGUGAUUGGCUGCUGUGGCUGGUCCUGGACUAUACCACUGGACCUUGCUGUGCUCGUGAUGCACUCCUGAACUUUUGCUUGUCCAAUUUCUGGAUUUUUUUUUUUUUACCUUAUGUUUUUGUAUCCCAUGUGCUGUGGGAUGAACAUGUUGGGCGUGUUGUGUAUUCGUGUUUGCUCUGGUCUGGUGGGCUCUCGGGCUGCGACACGUGCCCUGUCUCUGCACUCUUUCCCUGGGAUCACUGUGGCUCAGAUUGAUGAAGAGGUGGCCAAACUGCUGGAGCUGAAGGCACAGUUAGGAGGAGAUGAUGGCAAACAUCAGUUUGUCCUCAAGACAGCAAAGGGAACAAGGGACUACAACCCCAAGCAGAUGGCCAUCAGAGAGAAGGUCUUCAACAUCAUCGUUGGUUGCUUUAAACGCCAUGGAGCGGAGACCAUUGACACACCUGUUUUUGAACUGAAGGAAACACUGACAGGGAAGUAUGGAGAAGAUUCCAAGCUGAUCUACGACCUCAGAGACCAAGGAGGAGAGCUGCUGUCUCUCAGAUACGACCUCACUGUGCCCUUUGCCCGCUACCUGGCCAUGAACAAGAUAACUAACAUCAAGCGCUACCACAUCGCUAAGGUGUACCGCCGUGAUAACCCAGCCAUGACCCGCGGACGCUACCGAGAGUUUUACCAGUGUGAUUUUGACAUAGCAGGGCAGUAUGAUGCCAUGAUUCCAGACGCUGAGUGUCUGAAGAUCGUGCAUGAAAUUCUCAGUGAGCUGAACCUCGGAGACUUCAGUAUCAAGGUCAACGACAGGCGCAUCCUUGACGGGAUGUUUGCCGUGUGUGGCGUUCCAGAUGACAAGUUCCGCACCAUUUGUUCAACAGUGGAUAAGCUGGACAAGUUGCCCUGGGAAGAAGUGAAGAAGGAAAUGGUGAAUGAGAAGGGUUUGUCAGAGGAGGCUGCCGACCAGAUUGGGGAGUACGUGAGCAUGCGGGGAGGAAUGGACUUAGCAGAGCGCCUCCUUCAGGACCAGAAAAUGUCUCAGAGUAAGGAGGCCUGUGCUGGCCUGUCUGACAUAAAGCUGCUCUUCAGUUACCUGCAGCUCUUCCAGGUCACAGACAAGGUGGUAUUUGACCUCAGUCUGGCCCGCGGUCUGGACUACUACACAGGUGUCAUUUAUGAGGCGGUGCUGACUCAGGCAGGUGUUGCCUCGACACCCACCGAAGGCCAAAAUGAUGCACCUACAGAGGAGAGUGUCAGCGUGGGCAGCGUGGCGGGUGGGGGGCGAUAUGACGGCCUGGUGGGCAUGUUUGACCCCAAAGGCAGGAAGGUGCCUUGUGUGGGUGUCAGCAUUGGCAUCGAGAGGAUCUUCUCCAUCAUGGAGCAGAAAGCUGAGGCAUCAGCAGAGAAGAUUCGUACCACAGAGGUUCAGGUCAUGGUGGCGUCUGCUCAGAAGAACCUGCUGGAGGAGAGACUCCGGCUCGUCACUGAGCUCUGGAACGCUGGCAUUAAGGCAGAGGUGAUGUACAAGAAGAGCCCCAAACUGCUGAGUCAGCUGCAGUACUGCGAGGACUCUGGGAUCCCCCUGGUGGCCAUCCUGGGAGAACAGGAGCUGAAAGAUGGAGUGGUCAAACUCCGCGUUGUGGCCUCCAGAGAGGAGUUUGAUAUUUCCAGAGCGGAUCUCGUAGAUGAGAUCAGGAAGAGGACCUCUGAGGCCUAGUCAUUCCACUUCUGUUCAGCUGCAGCCCAGAUCACAUCAUCUUAACGCUUCAAACAGUUCAAACAGUGCAGACUCUCGUUCAGAAUUUCUCUUCCAACAUGUUAUAGAGCUUGUUGUACAUCGUGUAGCCCUGAAAACACACACACCAUCCUCUAAAGAGCAGCCACACACACACAGACAGGAACAGAGCAGGAGGACUCCAGAAGCAGUGAAGCUGGCUUUAAGUGAAAGGGAACACUAUCAUGAUAGAACACCAUCCAGGAGAUACGUUUUGGAGUAAGUCUGAGAGAUGUAUACUUGCUCUCAGUGUCAGAUUUGUAUGACCGUGUGCUCUGAGGAACAGAUCAUUAAUGUGAUCAAACUGUUCCAGUUCAACAAAGCUGCUGGAGAUCAGUUUGAUCAGAUUAGAAAAACUGGUUUUCAGAGAGGUGCUCAUUUUCUCACAUGCUUUAGGCGUCACAUUUGCUUUCUACUCGAAACCAUCAGAUGGUUUGCUGCAGUCAACUAGUGACGAAACAUUUCUACAUGUGUCAAACAUGCCUGUACUGUCAAGUGUCUGAAAUAAACAAUUCUUCAUUCUUUUCAGAACUAAAAAAACAAA